AUGAGCACGCCCGCGAGAAAGCGCCUGAUGCGUGACUUCAAACGCUUACAAACCGACCCGCCGGCUGGAAUCAGCGGAACGCCGAGCGAAUCGAACAUCAUGGCGUGGCACGCGGUGAUCUUCGGGCCCGAGGGAACGCCGUGGGAAGGCGGAACGUUUAAAUUAACGAUCGCGUUCAGCGAGGAGUACCCGAACAAGGCACCCGUGGUGAAGUUUGUGACUAAAAUGUUCCACCCGAACGUGUACAACGACGGAUCGAUCUGUUUGGACAUUUUACAAAAUCAGUGGAGUCCGAUUUACGACGUCGGGGCUAUUUUGACGAGCAUACAGUCGCUGUUGUGCGACCCGAAUCCGAAUUCCCCGGCGAAUUCCGAGGCCGCGGCGCUGUAUAACGAAAACCGACGCGCGUAUAACAAGAGGGUGAGCGCGUGCGUGGAGGAUUCUUGG
This is a messenger RNA of Ostreococcus lucimarinus CCE9901, 447 nucleotides long. RefSeq lists its product with no specific name. The transcript has a single exon. The annotation marks the transcript as partial. Gene Ontology annotation, biological process: proteasome-mediated ubiquitin-dependent protein catabolic process; protein polyubiquitination; DNA repair. Lineage: Eukaryota; Viridiplantae; Chlorophyta; Mamiellophyceae; Mamiellales; Bathycoccaceae. The record is from RefSeq and is a predicted model, not a curated record. Gene Ontology annotation, molecular function: ubiquitin conjugating enzyme activity.